UCCACAAUGUGCAUCAGCAAUGCUGACUGCUAGCCCUCACGAGCUGCAGGCAGUCUUGCGGAAGGAGACCCGCGUCGAGACGCUGCUCAAUCCCUUCAUCGUCGUCGUCACCCCAGCGGAGCUACAGCCUGAAAGCAAGCGAGCUCAACACCAAAGCUAUCUCAACAAUGGUCGUUCAAGAGAACAUGCGACGUCAUCACCUCCGAUGACGUCGCAUAAGUCGACAUCCAAUCAACACCAAUCCAACCAGACUAUUCCCACACCCAGCUCUCGACGGGCGAACCGGAGGUGCUGAAGAUGAAGAGAGAGGCUCAUUGAAAUGAUGAUGACCACAUCCAGCACGUACGCCGAUCAUUGCCGAUGACGACGCAAGCUUCGCACGGCAUCGGCUUCUGCCUUUGCCACGCUCAACUUGCUUCAUCACUGCUCUAAUUUGCGCUGUGCUUUCUUUGGUGAACAAGAUGGGUAUUACGCAGCCCGAUCUAAAGCGCAAUUCAUGAUGCUCUUGGGCAUGCAGUCGACCUGUCCUGGCUGUUGUGGUGAAGUAUCAACUCUUAGCGCGACAAACUACCCUUCAAGGCAAAGCUCCGAACUUGCGGCAGGACGCCUAGCCAGACUCAGACAGUCACGGACGGAGGCCGCAAGCCCGAGGAUGCAGCGGUGCAGACGCGCAAAUUCUUUGCUGCGCCCUAACGCGUGCGUGGUGGGUCGAAUCUUCUCGACCCCGACUGUGGCGCGAUCGGCUCUAGACGCAAGAGUCGUGAGUGACAUAUAUACGCAUCUAGUUUCGGUGGCGAAUGUGCGGCUAUUCGGUGAACGGCUUCACGGCACGAGGUGGAGGUGAGGACGGCUCGGUACCUGCCGCACGUCGCGCCCUCUCGUCGGGAGAGAUCAGAGCUGAUUAGGCUGGCCCUGCUGACGUCAGGCUGUGUAUCUUUGCCACAGGAGGCACGCAUCUGGGCCAGGCGGCGUUUGCACCAGACGACGCGAAGACAAUCGUUGCACAGGGGCGACUGGGAACGUCUCAGCAAAUACGCCAUUGGAUACUUCCUUCGGCUCACGGUCGUUCAAUCGCAUUUCGUCAUCAGUGCCCUCCCAUCACCGAUAAAACUGACUCAGGUAUGUCGAUCGUCAGGCGAAUACAGUGGGAAGCGAUCAUCUGUUGAUGCGGCGGGGCGGCGCAUUGUAACGGAGGAUGUUUGGGGCCCCAUGCGCGCGCCGUGCUUCACGCCCGUAUGCCUGCGCGGUUCCCACGCCCGCUGACAAAUUCUCCUAGCCUCCGACCGUCCACGUGACUAAUUCUCCGACGGGCGAGAAUUAUCUACGUAGUGCAGAAAGUAGGCGCCCUGCCUACCCAAGGCCCAGAUGACAUUAUCACCCGAUCGUGAUACGAGACUCGUGAUUCUUUGAAUCUCAAAGUCGUGAAGCUGGGCGUGUAAUCGACCAGCGGGCAUGACGUCAUGCUAGUCUAAUCGAUGGAUUGCUAUGAAGCGGUGAUGUCUAAUGAGAGGUAACAAUCCUCAUCCUAGCAUCAUCGCAACAGUCGGCAUCGUACCUCACAUGCAGCAAUGCCAGCGUCGAAGUUAUCUAGCAUAGCUAAACGUGAAUUGCCGGAUAGCUGGAAGUUGGCCGCAGAACGGUGAUGACGAUCUCAAUAGCGCUCGUCUUCCUCCGGAAUGAUUCAUGCUUCAUCGUCUUCUGUCCAAACUCUAGCUCAACGAAAGCCGACUCGAGGCGAAUGCGACUCCAGGCUGGGAGGGCGACCAUAUCAUUUGAGAGGCUCACAUCGCUUGUGGAAUCACAGCGCGUGCAGCCAUAGGAUAAGUUGGCCCUGAUCUGCUGCGCCGACUCGACAUUCAUUCGGUACACUUGCCGGGAAAGCGUGGAAGCGAUCAUUGAUCUUAUGGACGCUCGAAACAACGUCACAUGAGCAAGUGUGCAGACCUAGCUAGUCACGCUUCAAUUUGAAUCACGUGAAUACGUUCGCUGAGCGCAGUCUCCACGCUCGAUUCAUCUCAUGCACUUCGUGAUUGCGAGUUCGUUAGUGUGGCGACGCAUCAUCGACGAUGUGGAUGGGACGAAGCAAGAAAGGCCAAGGUAUGGAACGAGUAACGCGCCCAAGGCACAAUCGGGAGCAGACGACGUGCUGACGUUCAUCCAGCGAUUUGUGAAUGUCGAGCGCAUCCACAUCAACCCCGGCAUGCAAGGCAAUUCGCCCGCCCGCCGAGUUGGCGGUGAAUCUUGGAUUCUAAGAGAAGGCAAGGCUGCAGCUCGGGUGGUGGUUGCCCUGAGGUCACAACGCUGCAGGAAACUCAUGCAAACUUGCCCUGCGAGUGAGUCUCAAUAAUCACGAAUAAUACAGACGAGACGAGGUUGCAACUCAGGGCCUCCAUAGCCUUUCGGAGUGGCGUCAGCGCAGUGAGACGAUUCGCAACGGCUAUCAUCCAGGUCCUGCCUCUUUUUCGGAGAACUGCUGAACCGCUCCAACGAGUCAAAGCGAUGAUGGCUCUCUUGGUACUCGACGGAAUCGCAUUCAAGCUCCUUCAACGCUACCUACGCUAUGCUUUUGGGCCUUUCAUCAUUGAGGUGCGCCGAUCAUUGACUUUCUCGAUGUGGGAGUGGAAGUGGAAUCUUGCUCAGAGGUGCGGCCCAGAUAAGGUUGCGGACGAGAUCAUCGCGAGGCGAGUGCGGUGCACAUGGAGAGUCUCGCUGAGUGAUCAAAGGGGGGUUGCAAGACGGGGAGAAGGGUUGGCUAAAGCCGGCAAAGACGAAAGUCAAAAUCACUACAGGCACACGCGCGCUGCGCAGCAGCGUUGGUGAGGAACCCCGAUGAAGGAGAAAGGAGAAGGAGGCGGACAGCGAAGAGGAAGAAUCGGCUAGAGCGCGUCAAGUGGGUGAUGGACCCACAAGCUGACGAAGUGAUAUGAAAUGACAGAAUGCUGGAGAACAAUUCAGGGAGCUUCACGUGGGCCGCGGCCCAGCCUGGUAGGCACGCACGAAAUUCAUUGCGUCGCCCAUCAGCUCAAGUGGUUGAGCAGGAGGUGACGUCCGCUAAGCUAGUUGAAGGCUGAUGUGGGUAUUACGAGCUCAUCAUGUUCGCUCAGCUCUGCGUUCGAAGACAAGCACGUCGGCUUGACCAGGGGGCGCAGGUCCUGCGAACAAAUUACAUGAACAUUCCGUACCACUGUCGCUGUCUCCAAUUCGCAGGCCCCUCUCCACCUUGACAAACACUCCAUCAUCAGACCGACA
Ceraceosorus bombacis is the source of this 3249-nucleotide messenger RNA. The record is from the annotation of a GenBank genome assembly. NCBI's taxonomy places the organism in Eukaryota, Fungi, Basidiomycota, Exobasidiomycetes, Ceraceosorales, Ceraceosoraceae.